Messenger RNA from Octodon degus (degu), 366 nucleotides. Its product is annotated as protein mago nashi homolog 2-like. The record is from RefSeq and is a predicted model, not a curated record. NCBI's taxonomy places the organism in Eukaryota, Metazoa, Chordata, Mammalia, Rodentia, Octodontidae. Gene Ontology annotation, biological process: RNA splicing. Gene Ontology annotation, cellular component: exon-exon junction complex; catalytic step 2 spliceosome; nucleus. Bases 1 to 366 code for a protein of 121 amino acids. The transcript is spliced from 2 exons.
AUGUCUCUGGCUAAUGACUUCUACCUGCGCUACUAUGUAGGGCACAAGGGAAAGUUCGGACAUGAGUUUCUGGGGUUUGAAUUUUGGCCAGACAGGAAGCUUAGAUAUGCCAACAAAUGCAAUUACAAAAAUGAUGUUAUGAUCAGAAAAAAGGCAUAUGUCCACAAAUGUGUAAUGGAAGAACUAAAGAGAAUUACUGGUGACAGUGAAAUGACAAAAGAAGACGAUGCUUUGUGGCCACCACCUGACCGGGUUGGCCGGCAGGAGCUUGAAAUUGUAAUUGGAGGUGAACACAUUUCCUUUACCACAUCAAAGGUGGGUUUUCUUAAGGUUGUAAAUCAGUCAAAAGAUCCCAAAGGCCUUUGA